This is a messenger RNA of Dryobates pubescens (Downy woodpecker), 804 nucleotides long. Its product is annotated as oocyte zinc finger protein XlCOF15-like. The record is from RefSeq and is a predicted model, not a curated record. Gene Ontology annotation, biological process: regulation of transcription by RNA polymerase II. Gene Ontology annotation, molecular function: DNA-binding transcription factor activity, RNA polymerase II-specific; RNA polymerase II cis-regulatory region sequence-specific DNA binding. NCBI's taxonomy places the organism in Eukaryota, Metazoa, Chordata, Aves, Piciformes, Picidae. The coding region runs from base 1 to 804 and encodes 267 amino acids. The transcript is spliced from 2 exons.
AUGGAGGAUGAUGUUGUGAAGAAUGAUGACUAUGAAGAGGAGGAGGAGGGUGAUGAUGAAGGUGCCCUGGGUAGCUCAGAGCCAGUGAAGCACUGCUGCCCGCAGCCUGGCUCCCGGCCCUUCGUCUGUGGUGACUGUUGCAAGAGGUUCAGCUGGAAUUCUGACCUCAUCCGGCACCGCCACACCCACACUGGAGAGAAAGCUUUCACCUGUGCUGACUGUGGACAGAGCUUCACCCGUCGCUCUCAUCUCACCCCGCACUACCUCAACCACAGUGGAGAGAGGCCCUUCGCUUGUGACAGCUGUGGCAAGCGGUUCAGGGAGAACUCUCAUCUUAGGCAACACCACCUCACCCACACCAGUGAGAAGGCCUUCACUUGCAGAGAUUGCAACAAGAGCUUCAAAACCAGCUCCUAUCUCACCAUCCAUUGCUGCAUCCACAUUGGAGAGCAUCUGUUCCCCUGUGAUGAGUGCGGCAAGAGCUUCACCAGGAGCACCGCAUUAAUCCAGCACCAACUCAUCCACAGCGGUAAGAAGGCCUACAGCUGUGCCGACCACGGCAAGCACUUCACGAUGAAGGGAGACCUCACAAAGCACCAUCCUGUGCACACUGGUGAAAAGGCGUUCGCCUGUGCUGACUGCAAGAAGAGCUUCUGCCACAGGAGCACUCUCAUUUACCACCAGCGCACCCACACCGGUGAGAAACCUUUCACCUGUGCUGACUGCGGGAAGAGCUUCAGCCGCAGCAGUAAUCACAUUUGCCACCGCCGCACCCACACCGGUGAAAAGACGCACAUGUGCUGA